Messenger RNA from Thlaspi arvense, 200 nucleotides. The record is from the annotation of a GenBank genome assembly. NCBI's taxonomy places the organism in Eukaryota, Viridiplantae, Streptophyta, Magnoliopsida, Brassicales, Brassicaceae.
AAGACGUGGAGGUACCUGAGGAGUUGAAGACAAUGUUGCUUCUGCCCCCACGACGGAGGAAGUCAUCUGGGAGGCGUAAGACAAAUCGAAUUCCCUUCGUUGGAGAAAUGCCUAUUACUCGGGUGAAGAAAGACAAACCAAAUAAGUGUUCAAAAUGUUUCCAGCCUGGGCAUAACCGAUUAAGUUGCCUGAAAGGGGAG